GGUCCGGGACCCGCUUUUGGCGGGCUCAGCCGGAGUUUGUGGGGUCCCGGAGGGAUUCUGGGGAUCUCAGCCCCUCCCGAACGGGAUUUUGCGGGUCCAACCCCCAAAUUUUGGGAAUCCGCAACAUCCCAAAUCCACUUUUUCCUCCUUUCCCUCUGCGCAUGCGCAGCACACGCGUCGACACCGCCCCACGCGGCAAAACUUCCGUACGUUUCCUCCGGUACCGCGCAAGCGCAGAACGCAACACGGACGCCGCCAUGCUUGCCGUACGUCCUCGCCUUCUUGUUGCGCGUGCGCAAGGCGGGAAGGCGGCUCCGCGCAUGCGCACCCCGCCCUUCUUCUUCGCUGCUGCCGCCCAAGAUGGCGCCGCCCAUGGCGGCCGCCGCCGCCUCCCUCUCCCUCCUCCUCCUCCUCCUCCUCCGCCGCCGCCGCCGCCGCCUCCGCGGCCGCCGCCGCCGCCUCCUCUCUGCACGCCGGCAGGGGCGGCAUGCACCACCGGAGCGACUCGCAGCGGCUGGGCAAGCCCGGCUGCCCGCCGGCCGAGCAGCCCGCCCUGCCCAUGGCCAACGGCAACUUCCUCUCCACCCUCGCCCCCGAGCACUGCCGGCCGCUGGCCGGCGAGUGCAUGAACAAGCUCAAGUGCGGCGCCGCCGAAGCCGAGAUCAUGAACCUCCCCGACCGCGUCGGCACCUUCUCGGCCAUCCCGGCGCUGGGCGGCCUCUCCCUGCCCCCCGGGGUCAUCGUCAUGACGGCCCUGCACUCCCCCGCCGCGGCCUCGGCCGCCGUCACAGACAGCGCCUUCCAGAUCGCCAACCUGGCGGACUGCCC
Molecule: messenger RNA, 828 nt
Organism: Passer montanus (Eurasian tree sparrow)
Lineage: Eukaryota; Metazoa; Chordata; Aves; Passeriformes; Passeridae
Product: CXXC-type zinc finger protein 4
Exons: 1
Cellular component (GO): nucleus
Molecular function (GO): methyl-CpG binding
Source: RefSeq, a predicted model, not a curated record